AUGCGCUCGAGAUGCAGCUGGUCCCAAAUGUUCGACCUGCUCACAGCAUGGGCGACAACAUGGGUCCUAGUUCUGCCGCUGUGGCUUGCCAUGGCCCAGGGUAUGAGGACAGAAAAAAUCCAUGAACUGAAGAAGGAAACCGAGCUCAUGUUUUACCACGGCUACGAGAACUACAUCGAACAUGCCUUCCCUGAAGAUGAAUUGCGCCCCCUUUCUUGCGGCCCAUUGACCCGGGACCGAGAAAAUUUAGGACACGAGCUAAACGAUGUUCUCGGAAAUUAUUCCCUAACUUUAAUCGACAGCUUAUCUUCGCUGGCAAUUCUGUCAUCAAGCGCCGAUGGCGGCAAAAAGGCCUGGAGCUAUUUUCAGGAUGGAAUAAAGGACUUUGUUCGACUGUACGGUGAUGGAACAGACGGCCCUGCUGGCCAGGGUGAAAGAGGAAGAGGAUUCGAUAGAGACAGCAAAGUUCAGGUUUUCGAAACAGUUAUUCGAGGACUAGGUGGACUGCUUAGCGCGCAUCUCUUUGCCGUGGGCGACCUUCCCAUUACAGGAUACAAUCCACCAGAGGCGGAAACGAGCUUUGCGAAAGCCUGGAAUAAGACCAGUUUCCCGAAAGGCAGUCAUGGAAUCAACUGGGAAAAUGGGUUUAUAUACGAUGGUCAGUUUCUACGACUUGCUGCGGACCUGGCCAACCGCAUCCUACCUGCUUUCUACACGGACACUGGUCUCCCCUACCCUCGAGUUAAUCUGCAGUAUGGAGUGCGACGGCAGCCGUUUUAUGCGAACUCGCCAUUAAACACCGGUUUAUGCGAUCACCCUGAUAAGGAGUAUUGCCAAAAACGACGGCGGCCCUCCUCGCCAGAGAUAACAGAAACCUGCAGUGCUGGCGCUGGUAGUUUGGUCUUAGAAUUUACCGUCUUGAGCAGGCUCAUUGGAGACGGCCGGUACGAGGAGUUAGCAAAGAGAGCGUUCUGGGCGGUUUGGACGAGGAGGAGUGAAAUAGGAUUGAUUGGCUCGGGGAUAGAUGCAGAAUCGGGCAAAUGGGUUCACUCCUAUACGGGGAUUGGCGCAGGCAUUGACAGCUUUUACGAAUACGCCUUCAAAUCUUACGUUCUACUGUCUUCGGGGGAUCGACCCCAGCACAAUCCCGACAGUCCGUGGCACGCGCUGGAUGAUUAUUUUCUUCCACUAAGUGAGCACGAACAUUCAGCAGAUGCAUUUUUACAGGUGUGGUAUGACUCGCACACGGCAAUCAAGCGUCACCUGUAUCGAGGAGAUGGCUACCAACAUCCGCAUUUAAUCCAAGGGGACGUUUUCACGGGCGCUACGCGAGCAUUCUGGAUCGACAGCCUGAGCGCCUUCUAUCCUGGUCUUCUGACUCUGGCAGGAGAGCUUGAUGAGGCCAUUGGUAUCCACCUCUUACCCACAGCUGUGUGGACCCGGUUCUCUGGUCUCCCAGAGAGAUGGAACGUUGCUACGGGAAAUGUAGAAGGGAACCUUGGCUGGUACGGUGGCCGCCCCGAAUUUAUCGAGUCCACGUAUUAUCUUUACCAGGCCACCAAAGAUCCUUGGUAUUUGCACGUCGGUGAGAUGGUGCUCCGGGAUCUCAAAAGACGGUGCUGGACAAAAUGCGGCUGGGCCGGUCUCCAGGACGUUCGGAAUGGCGAGCUUAGCGACAGAAUGGAGAGCUUUUUUCUCGGAGAAACUACCAAGUACAUGUACUUGCUUUACGAUCCUGCGCAUCCUUUGAACAACAUGGACCAACCGUUUGUCUUCUCGACUGAGGCACACCCCCUCAUUAUACCCAAGAAAACGACAGCAGUCCCACAUCGUCGCAAGAAGCCAUCUACCGCCGACAAGCCACAACGCAGUAAUGACAUUUGUCAGGCAGCACCUCUACCUCCGACCUUCAGUUUAUCGUCCACAGCAGCGCGACCCGAUGUUUUUCAUGCUGCAAACUUGGCCCGUCUACACCUGAUGCCCAGCCGAGGGCCGGCGGAAGGCCCUCUUCUGAAGUACGCAAAGGAUCAUCCGAGCGUGUCAAUAUCUGACCUGUUUUCGCCAACCAAUUAUACCUUCUUCCCGUGGACACUACCUGCCGAGUUGGUGCCCUUUAACGCAACAAGCUCGCCUAUGGUUCUUCGGCCGACACUAGAUAUCUCGUUCCCAAGCAUCCCCGGGAUGGUCUUGGGAUCGAGCUCCUUGGAGCGGGUUCGGGACGGAAUUCUCAUCAAGGCGGUUGGGGGCCUCCGGUUGAGCAUGGUUCAGGACGUACCCUCCCAGAAUGCGCCCGGGAGUGCGGCCGAGGACGAGUUCCGAGUCCAGGUGAUCAACAAUGUGCCCCUCGGGAAAGAUGAGAAGGUAUAUCUCUCGCGGGAGAUCAUGUUUGAUGUCCUAGAUCCCACUGAUCCGAACUUUACCCGCAUUCGUGAUUUUGCGAUGAUUGACAUCGUCAUUGACGUUCUCCCAGAGACAGUCCGUCGACGAAAUGAUUCAAAUGAUCAUCAAGAAUCUGCUGCAGCAGAGCAUAGCCAAAAGCCCAUCAUCCACAAGUCCACCGACUAUAGCGACGAUAGACUCGACUACGUAGAUCCUUCUGCACCGGGUUUGAAGACGGUUCUUUCGUCCUUGAUGGACUCAGUUUCAUCAUUACUGCGAGACGAGGCACAGGCUGAUUCGACACUGUCAUCCCCGAGGCAAUCACCGUUGCGGUUGGUGCUACCGGCUGCCAUGUCCUCCGGUCUCGGGUCGGCUCCGAUGCCGGACGUGGAAGAUGCGCCUACGUUCUCCGUCACAGGUGACUUGACCAAAAAUCGACUCAGCUGGUCAACGAUCUACUUUGCCGAUGAGCUCUGUGAGCGCCGGAUUCCGAGCGACGUUGCGCGAAACCACCAGGUACUGGUCAUCAAACGUGGCGGAUGCAGCUUCUCACAGAAAUUGCGAAAUAUUGCGGCAUAUCCGCCAUCACAGUCUGCGCUCAAGCUCGUGAUUGUAGUCUCAUCUAACGAGACAGACGAGGUGCCAGAGGCCCACCCCAGGUUUUCACCGACUGGCUUGGCUGCCAUCCGUGCCGAGCCAUAUCUGGCUCGGCCAUACUUGGAUGAGACGCAGAUGACAGCGGGGGGUAUCCCACGACGGCAUCUGCUUGGUAUGGUAAUGGUUGGUGGGGGUGAGGAAACGUAUGAAGUGUUGCGACGUGCGACUGGGGUAGGCAUCAAGCGACGAUACACCGUGCGGUCGCAGGGAAUUCCCAUCAAUAAUUUGUAUGUUCUUUGA
This is a messenger RNA of Aspergillus tanneri, 3276 nucleotides long. It is a transcript of the gene MNL1, whose product is annotated as alpha mannosidase-like protein. NCBI's taxonomy places the organism in Eukaryota, Fungi, Ascomycota, Eurotiomycetes, Eurotiales, Aspergillaceae. Gene Ontology annotation, biological process: endoplasmic reticulum mannose trimming; mannose trimming involved in glycoprotein ERAD pathway; carbohydrate metabolic process. Gene Ontology annotation, molecular function: calcium ion binding; mannosyl-oligosaccharide 1,2-alpha-mannosidase activity. Gene Ontology annotation, cellular component: endoplasmic reticulum; membrane. The coding region runs from base 1 to 3276 and encodes 1091 amino acids. The record is from RefSeq and is a predicted model, not a curated record. The transcript has 4 exons.